Molecule: messenger RNA, 1635 nt
Organism: Panicum hallii
Lineage: Eukaryota; Viridiplantae; Streptophyta; Magnoliopsida; Poales; Poaceae
Exons: 7
Coding region: 231-1376 (381 amino acids)
Source: RefSeq, a predicted model, not a curated record
CCCUACCACGCCCGACUGUUCACCUCUCUCUCUCCCUCUGCUCAACCCUCCUCAGAUCCACCCGCUGCUGCUCCUCGAAUCCGCCCGUCGCUCCCCUUCCCAGCGCGAGGGCAGCCUUCGCAUCGUCCUCCUCCCUCCCCUCUAAGGCGACCUCCAUCUUGGCGACUGGCGUGGACUACGACGACCGCCAUCCCCAACGGCUUCGUCCAAUGCCCACCGAAGGUUAAGCAAUGAUAGUGGACUUUAUUGACCUGUCCAGUGAUGAUGAUAAGGUGGUUGCACAAUAUGUUGACUUGAUUAGUGACGAGGAUGAUUUUGAAGGAGAGCAUCUUGCUUAUGGACAAGGUGAUGCUGCUCAGAGCAUAACAUUUCUUAAACAGGAGUUCGUUGCAGAUGAUGGACAAGCUGAAGCUGCCCAGUGCACAGGGACAUUACAGAUGCAAGAACUUGGAGCAUAUGAUGGACAAGCCAAUGCUGCCCGGAGCACUGCAAUAUUACAGAUGCAAGAAGUAAGAGCAGAUGAUGGACAAGCCAAUGCUGCCCAGAGCACAAAUACUAUGCAAGAACUUACUGUAGAUGAUGGGCAAGGCGAUGCUGCCCAGGGCACAGCGACAUUACAGGUGCUGGCUCAGAAGACAAAGGAGGCGGAGAUCACGGAACAAAAUUUGCUUCCUCAAGCCAUCAAAACCAAUGCAGAGCAUACUGAAUCUGUGCGCAAAGACCUUCUGAGAGUCCAUGAAAUGAGAGAUGGCUCCAUGACAGGUUGCCUCCACUCAGUUGGGUCUGAUCUUACUUGUUCCUGGGAGCUUCCAGAGCAGAAUGUGUCCAUGCAGAGCAGCCAGGAAGCUGCGGCAGUGGACAAGGAUCCCAGGACUCCUACAAGUGUGCGUGAGCCGGCUGUGCCUGUUUGUUCCCUGGAGAGUGGAGUGCUUGAACAGGGAAUCAAAAAGUCCAUAACUGGUGCUGAUGAGAUGCAAUCUACCCAGGAUAAGCAGUCAUCCAGUGGAGCUGGCAAAUGGGUGGUUAGUAAAACAGAGAGCGGUGCUGCAGUGACCGACCCUCUGGGUGGCUCGAUCCCGAAGAGGCUGAGGACUGCAGGCUCUGUUGUAGCAGGUGCUGGCUGGGCCUCAACAGUUGAGGAGUUGGUGCAGCAGGCGGCCGGGCGUCUGGUGCAGCAGGCGAAGGCGGGCAACGCCAGUGCCGGCAUGGUCGUGGAUGCUGUGUUGGAGCUAUUGAGUGACGCGUUGGGUGUGGCAUCUCCGCCGGCUGGGUCCUCGGACACGGCGGUGGUGAUGGCGCUGGGCGCCGUGUACAAGCAGCUGACAAUGGAGAGGCUCAACGAGGAAGUCGCAGUGGAGACGGCGAGGGACCUGUAGCUCGCUGCCUGUCGUGCGCGUCCGGCCUGUGCAAUGGGACGGGAAUGCAAUAUUUUGUUGAGCGUUGGAAUGUGCAUUGUGCCUGUACCUGUCAGAGCUUACUUUUGUCGUUUGGCUGGAAAUGCGAUCUCAUGUAGUAUGAUCCAGUAGUGGAAUUAGGUAGGUUUAGUCCUUCUGUUGAUCCAUAGUCAGACAUCUCUACCCUAAUCAAUGUCUAAUAAUGCAUUACUCUAUUCAUAAUUCAUUGUGCCAUUAACAA